This is a messenger RNA of Manis pentadactyla (Chinese pangolin), 888 nucleotides long. It is a transcript of the gene MRPL13, whose product is annotated as mitochondrial ribosomal protein L13. The record is from RefSeq and is a predicted model, not a curated record. Gene Ontology annotation, cellular component: ribosome; mitochondrial large ribosomal subunit. The transcript has 7 exons. Bases 41 to 634 code for a protein of 197 amino acids. Gene Ontology annotation, molecular function: mRNA binding; structural constituent of ribosome. Lineage: Eukaryota; Metazoa; Chordata; Mammalia; Pholidota; Manidae. Gene Ontology annotation, biological process: negative regulation of translation; translation.
CUAUGAUGUUUGGGUAUAUGCGUUUCCCGCCGAGCCAAUAAUGCUGCGGGUCUGGCCUUGGAUCCUGCCAGAAGGACGGUUCUGCUGGUGGGGAAGCAUGUCGAGUUUCUCUAGGGCGCCCCAGCAAUGGGCCACUUUUGCUCGGGUUUGGUAUCUCUUAGAUGGAAAAAUGCAGCCUCCAGGCAAACUGGCAGCUAUGGCAUCAAUAAAACUUCAAGGACUGCAUAAACCUGUGUACCAUCAACUGAGUGACUGUGGGGAUCAUGUUGUCAUAAUGAACACAAGGCACAUUGCCUUUUCUGGAAACAAAUGGGAACAAAAAGUAUACUCCUCACAUACUGGCUACCCAGGUGGAUUUAAACAAGUAACAGCUGCUCAACUUCACCAGAAGGAUCCAGUGGCUAUUGUGAAACUAGCCAUUUAUGGCAUGCUGCCAAAAAACCUGCACAGGAGAACUUUGAUGCAGAGGUUGCACCUCUUCCCAGAUGAGAAUAUACCAGAAGAUAUUCUCAAGAAUUUAGUGGAAGAGCUUCCUCAACCACGAAAAGUACCCAAACGUCUAGAUGAGUACACACAAGAAGAAGUAGAGGCGUUCCCAAGAGUGUGGUCUCCUCCUGAAGAUUACCGGCUAUAGGAAAAUGAAAAUUGCAGAAAAUCACGUUUCAGUAAUUGGAAUUCUUCCUGAGGAGUUUCUCCUAACCUACAGGCCCAGUGAAGCAACAGCUGCAUUUUGACAAGAAAGUUGCUAUGGGAGCUGGAAGUUUAUGACGGAAGGUCAGGGAGGGAUAUUCCUUCAAUAGGAAAUUGCAUUAAAACACAUUAUUUUGUAGAGUUGUUUUAUUAUGUGAUCUGAUUUGCGUAUUAUAAAAGAUGAUGAGAAUAAGAUUG